Sitophilus oryzae (rice weevil) is the source of this 797-nucleotide messenger RNA. RefSeq lists its product as uncharacterized. The transcript has 4 exons. Lineage: Eukaryota; Metazoa; Arthropoda; Insecta; Coleoptera; Curculionidae. The record is from RefSeq and is a predicted model, not a curated record. The coding region runs from base 168 to 698 and encodes 176 amino acids. Gene Ontology annotation, molecular function: lysozyme activity.
UUUCACCAAGACCCGAUGAUGAUGUUCUGGUAAAACCAGAUCGACUGGCAUCUUCCUUUUUGUUGUCUCGCUUCAAUACCAAUUAAUUGCAUCUACUUACUUUAUACGUAGAAAAUGUUAGUUUUCUGUUUAUUCCACAUUGGUUGCAAUGUUGCUCGCUUACGCUUAUGCUCGGACUGUUAUUCGUUCGUCACCUCGUGUUAUUGGUGGAAAUGAAGAAAAUUCUGCUGGUUUUCCUCGUUCUGAUAGUGAGCCAAGGUCGCGAGAGUCUCUGUGAAGAAUUUCUAGAACCACUUUUGAGACUGCCAAAUUUGCAUCGCCAGUGCAUGAGGUGUUUGUGCCACGUGGCCACAGAAUGUGACUUGACCAGGGGUUGCGUGAAAGGCUAUUGCGGCCCCUAUAAAAUCAGCAAAAUUUAUUGGAAGGACGCCAGUGAGGUCACCCUACCUGAUGAUGACAAAGAACGGGCAGGAGCUUACGAAGACUGUGCCUUAUCAUACCAAUGUGCCCAAAGAAUAGUACUAAACUACAUAGCUAAAUACGGAAGGGAUUGUAAUAAUGACGGUGUCACCGACUGUGAUGACUACAUGAUGAUCAACUUCAACGGUGGAUACCAGUGUCAUCCGCCACUGAACAGAAGUGAAGCAGGAGUAGGAUGGUUACAAAGAUACAAAGCAUGUAAUCCUAAGUUAUACUGAAUGCUACAUUGUGUUAUAUACUUUUAAAAUACUUGUAAAUUACAAAUAGUUAUAAUAAAAUUUUGUGUGUGUUUUUAUAGCAGAAAAAUAGAAAAUAUA